Drosophila guanche is the source of this 944-nucleotide messenger RNA. Its product is annotated as tetraspanin-9. Gene Ontology annotation, cellular component: membrane. The record is from RefSeq and is a predicted model, not a curated record. NCBI's taxonomy places the organism in Eukaryota, Metazoa, Arthropoda, Insecta, Diptera, Drosophilidae. The transcript has 4 exons. The coding region runs from base 219 to 905 and encodes 228 amino acids.
GAUUCACGCCACUGAAACACAGCGGUCAGCAGCGAUCAGCAGCGUACGGGAGAUAAAUCUAGCAAUACCUUGUGCUUGUUGCUGUAUCUGUCAGCGGAAAACUGGCUAUUGGCUAUUGACCAUAUACGUAACCAAUUGCUCUGAUGCAUUCACUAUAAUUUGAGUGACACAGAGACGCAGUCCUCAGUUCAGUUCAGAGUCUAGUGUCCAGCAUCAACAUGGGUCUGGGAGCCACUACAGUGAAGCAUCUGCUGCUGUUGCUCAAUUUUGUGUUUGCCGUGCUGGGACUGGUGCUGAUUGCCUUUGGAAUUUUCUUUUUGAUCAGCGCCGCCGAGAAUGCAGUCAGCAUUGGUGAGAACGUGGCUGGGGGCCUAAUCAUUGGCCUGGGCGCUGUCAUCCUCAUCAUAGCGGUCUUUGGCUGCCUGGCGGCCAUUCACGAGUCGCCACUUCGGCUGCUGAUGUACGUGGGAGUUGUGGUGCUGUUAAUCCUCACCCAACUGCUGUUCCUCAGCAUGGCCUCGCACGGCACCAAAGACGGCCUCUCGGGCAGCAUCAACGAGGGCUUCGAUCGUCUGUGGGAGGCGGAGCGCAAUGAGUCGGGAGCGCUGGCCUACUAUGAGAACUGGCUGCACUGCUGCGGCGUCAACAGCUCUGAGGAUUACUGGAUCAUCCACCAUGCCAUACCCUCCAGCUGUUGUCUGGACAACAAAUGCGUGGACAGCACGAGUGUCUACAAGGCCGGCUGCAAGGCCGAGUUCAUGGAGUACCUCGACGACAAGCUGCUCGUGUUCAAGAUUGUCUGCUGGCUGCUCAUCCUAGGCGAGGCUGUUGGAGCGGUGUUCGGUUGGCUGCUAUACAGCAGCGUCAAGAACCAGAGUCGUCGCAACAAUGCGGUCUGGAUGUAAGGCGCAGCUUAGGUUACACAAGUAUUAAAUUAAAUAACA